Anopheles maculipalpis is the source of this 1596-nucleotide messenger RNA. It is a transcript of the gene eEFSec, whose product is annotated as selenocysteine-specific elongation factor. The record is from RefSeq and is a predicted model, not a curated record. Gene Ontology annotation, molecular function: translation elongation factor activity; GTP binding; GTPase activity. Lineage: Eukaryota; Metazoa; Arthropoda; Insecta; Diptera; Culicidae. Gene Ontology annotation, biological process: selenocysteine incorporation. The coding region runs from base 16 to 1596 and encodes 526 amino acids. The transcript has a single exon.
AAAAGAUUACACAUAAUGUAUCUCAACCUUAACAUCGGCAUACUUGGUCAUGUGGAUUCGGGAAAGACAACGCUAGCCAAAUCGUUGAGCGCAAUAGCAAGUACGGCCGCCUUUGACAAAAAUCCACAAUCCCAGGAACGUGGAAUAACGCUUGACCUUGGAUUUAGUGCACUGCAGGUAGAUCUUCCAUCACAUAUAAGGGAGCAAUGUACGGCACAAGGGUACGAAAAGCUCCAGUACACCUUUGUCGAUUGUCCUGGACAUGCCAGCCUCAUACGUACCAUCAUCGGAGGUGCACAGAUAAUCGACCUGAUGCUACUGGUAAUCGAUUCGGAAAAAGGAAUCCAACCACAAACGGCCGAAUGUUUAAUAAUCUGUGAACUAACGUGCCGAAAGAUGAUUGUUGUGCUGAACAAAAUCGAUGCUCUGCGUGAUCCGACUCAGAAGCAGAAAACGUUGACUCGAUUGCGGAAAGGGAUUGGGGGUGUGGUUUCUAAGAUGUCUUUUGAUGAAACACCGCUCGUGGCCAUAUCAGCUGCUACGGGUGAAAAUGUUUCCGAGCUGAUAGAAACGAUGCGUUCGAAGUCUUUCAUUCCCCAAAGGAAUCCAGAUUUACCGUUUAUGUUUGCAGUCGAUCAUUGUUUCGCAAUUAAAGGGCAAGGUACCGUCUGUACCGGUACGGUGUUGCAGGGCACGGUAAGCGUUAAUGAUGGGAUUGAAAUUCCGAAGCUGAAGCUGCAACGGAAGGUCAAGUCGAUUCAAAUGUUUCGCAAAAGCUAUCAAACCAUACGGCAGGGUGAUCGGGCCGGCAUUUGUAUUACCCAGUUCGAUCCGAAAUCGUUAGAGCGUGGUAUUGUGUGUGCUUCGAACUAUGUACAUCACGUUUACGCGGCAGUAGUGCGAUUGUGUAGCGUAAAAUACUACAAACGUCCAAUAAAAUCUAAGGCGAAAUUUCACAUCACCUGCGGAUAUGAGACGGUAGUAGCAACGAUCCUGCUAUUUAGUGGAGAAGAGGAGUCCUUCUCCUACACACAACAGUACGAGUACGUAGAGGAAAUAGCAAACGAUCAAGAUCAGCAGAGACACAUUUUUGCACUGCUAGAGUUUGAAACGCCUGUUCUUGCUUUCGAAAAUGUGCUCAUUAUUGGCUCAAAGCUGGACAGCGAUGUGCAUGCAGCCGAUUGCAGAAUAGCCUUUUCUGGACGGUUGGCGCACACUAUACGAGACUGUAAAUACACGGAAACGAUCCUACCGGAGCUACAAAUAUACAAACACAAAACUAAAACUGGUUCAAUUCAGCGGGUGGUAAAUGAAAAUGAAUUGAUAGCAGUAGGACUGUUUAAAAAGUCGGCCAACAAUCGUCAAGCAUUCGUUGGACUUGGAGUCAGCCUAUCGACUGGAGAGCGUGGCACCAUUCUGGACACUUUCGGUGCAAGUGGAAAGGUAAAGUUACACUUUGCGGAACCAGUUUCGGCGGAUGUUUUGCAACGAGUAGGACAGAAAGGACCUACGCCACAGGGAGAGGUGAAAGUUGAGCUUAAGUUUAAAAAGUUUUUGUUCCGCAAAAAUGCAAAAGUUCAGAAAAUUCUACAAUAA